CUCCUCCUUCUGAUCACACUUAAUUUACAGUCAUGUGGACAAACCGUGACAAGCGCAGCGUUCAGAGCCCCUAUAUAAACCUACAAGUUCAUCUAUUUGGAGACACUGAGACAAGAAAGCAUCACUAUCAUCAUGCAUCACGAAUGGGGAUAUGCGGAUCAUAACGGACCAGACAAAUGGGUUGAAAGCUAUCCCAUUGCCAAUGGACUUCGUCAGUCUCCAAUAGACAUUAGAACCAAAGGGGCAUCUUAUGAUUCUUCACUCAUGCCUCUUAAACUAAAUUAUGACCCCUCCACUUCACUGGACAUCGUCAACAGCGGACACUCCUUCCAAGUGAACUUCGAUGAUGAUAAAGACAGCUCAAUUCUGACCGGGGGGCCGAUCUCAGGCACCUACAGGCUCAAACAGUUUCACUUCCACUGGGGGGCAAGUGACGACAAGGGCUCCGAACACACAAUGGAUGGGAAAUGCUAUCCAGCUGAGCUUCAUCUGGUUCACUGGAACACAAAAUAUACGAAAUUUCAGGAAGCAGUUGAUAAGCCAGAUGGUCUCGCUGUAGUUGGAGUCUUUCUAGAGGUUGGUGCAGAAAAUCAUCAGCUUAAGACAAUUCUAGGUGCUCUGAGUGAUAUUAAGUCCAAGGGAAACCAGACCUCAUUCAGUGACUUUGACCCCACUGUCCUGCUCCCAAAAUCACUGGAAUAUUGGACGUACCUGGGGUCGCUGACCACACCUCCUCUGUAUGAAAGUGUCACAUGGAUUGUCUGCAAGAAUCCAAUAAACAUUAGCUCUGCUCAGUUGGAAAUAUUCCGCAGUCUGAUGUUUUCCACAGAGAAGGAGGUAGCCUGCUGCAUGGUGAAUAACUACCGCCCCCCUCAGCCUCUAAAAGACCGUGCUGUCCGCGCAUCUUUCAAGUGAAAAGCCCCCUGGACUUCCCUCUCCGCUCCCAUCCUUUCUUAAAUAGGACAUGCAGGCAUGGGGCCCAAGCUAAGGGCCUUUAAGAACCUUCACCCUCCAAACAGCAAUCCUGGUCAACCUGUCAGCAGACCAGCUGUGUUGUUUUGCUUUCUUAAUCUUUUUAUCUUUAUCUCUGAAGAGAAAAUCUGCUUUAAAGGACAAAUGCUUGAAUUAUCUGUAUUUAAAAAUGGUGGCAACAUUGUACGGUGCUCUGUUUUACAUGUGAUACACUGACAAACAAAAAAGCAUACAAAGCAAGAUAAAAUAUGUAUGUGGGUAUAUAAAUAAAUAUAUAAAGUGGGUUGUAUAGGCAUAUAAAGAAAUAGUUUACCUAAAAAAAAAUGUCUUCCAUGCAAUACAAAUGGAGAUAUUUUGAAGAAUGUACAAGCUGUUAUUUUCCAUACAAUGGAAAUGGGGAUCAUGGACAGCUGUGGUCAACAUUCACUUUCACCGUAUGGAAAGCAGCAGCAUGAGAGUGAGUAAAUGAUGACAGAAAUUUCAUUUUUGGGUGAACUAUCCCUUUAAAUAUAUUUUUCGGUGAUAUAACGCCUAGGAUAUUAUUUCAGAUUAAGACAUCAGGGGUACAGCCACUACCCGAAGAGAUGCCAUCUGUGCUGGCUACUGCUGUCGUUUCCUGCCAGGCUUUAAUCUCUGGCUGCCUCAGCAUUGCUGCAGCUUAAAAAAGCCAAAUGCACGCUGCUGUCAGGCUGCAAUAUCUAGAAAAUCCUGUCUAACAAACAAGCACACAUGGCAAAAUUCAGUGAGGGAACACUGGGAAAUCACUCAAAAAAUGUAGCACAUAUAAUCAGAGUAGAUGAUAUAUACUUGGGUUUGUAAUAUUUGUCCCUCAGAUUGUCAAAAUGCUAUCUAUUACCAGGGUUGGGAGGGUUGCUUUUGAAAUGUAUUCCACUACAGAUUACAGAAUACAAGCUAUAAAAUGUAAUUUGUAACAUUCCGUUAGAAUACUCAAGGUCAGUAACGUAUUCUAAAUACUUUGGAUUACUUCUUCAGCACUUCUUCAGAUUUUUUCACUUGUUUUGACUAUAAAAACUCUGCCAGUACAGUAAGACAAAAUACACAUGUUAAAAAUAUAUUCUCUGAAAAACCUAAAUAUCUUAUGCAGUGUUGAUUCUAAAACAAGAUACAUCAAAUGGAUCUUGUUUGAAGGAUUUUUAGAUUUUUUUAAAGGAAAACAAAAACUAUUAACAAGAAUAAGAUUUUUGACCUAAUAUCAAAGGUAUUACUUGAAAAAAGAAUGUGAAUUUUCUUGAUGGUGCCUGUAAACAUGUGCAUGUAAAAUGGUUAUAAAUAGCAUUUUAGCUUAGCGUAAAGCUGACAAUUUACACAAUGUUUAUUUCUAUUUCUUCUUACUUCAAACGUACUUCUCUGUCUGCUUGUAUAAAUGUAACACAUCAUAAGAAAGUGUUAAAUCGGUAGAUGCCAAUAGAUAAAUCUUGCAGUCUAGAAGUUUUAGAAAGGGGAUCGCUGUUUCCUCUCUGGGACCAGGAGCUUCUCUCUCAUGAAAUGUGUAUGAAUAGAAAAUAAAUUGGGUAAAAUGUACUGAAUUUAUUUUACUUGAAAUCAAGCAAUAUUGUUCAGCCAUACUCUGUUCAGCAAUAUUCAAAGAGGACAUUUUAAAUAAAGAUAUUUUAU
Messenger RNA from Xyrauchen texanus (razorback sucker), 2607 nucleotides. It is a transcript of the gene ca2, whose product is annotated as carbonic anhydrase II. Bases 133 to 915 code for a protein of 260 amino acids. Gene Ontology annotation, molecular function: zinc ion binding; carbonate dehydratase activity. Gene Ontology annotation, cellular component: cytoplasm. The transcript is spliced from 7 exons. The record is from RefSeq and is a predicted model, not a curated record. NCBI's taxonomy places the organism in Eukaryota, Metazoa, Chordata, Actinopteri, Cypriniformes, Catostomidae. Gene Ontology annotation, biological process: carbon dioxide transport.